Messenger RNA from Fibroporia radiculosa, 1740 nucleotides. RefSeq lists its product as uncharacterized. The record is from RefSeq and is a predicted model, not a curated record. Gene Ontology annotation, cellular component: ribonuclease H2 complex. Lineage: Eukaryota; Fungi; Basidiomycota; Agaricomycetes; Polyporales; Fibroporiaceae. Gene Ontology annotation, biological process: RNA catabolic process. The coding region runs from base 1 to 1740 and encodes 579 amino acids. The transcript has 5 exons.
AUGCAUUCGAGUCCUCCUACCCUCAAAAUAUCGCGUGCAGAUGCUAAACUUCCCGAAAGCACGCCGUACCUCAUGCCCUUUCAUAUCGCAUACUCCGGACCAGCUCCCAUAUCAACUUAUUUCCGGGUGAAGUCAGCCCCGCCACCUAACUACGGACAGGAACUUCCACUACUACAAAAUGCAAAUGUGUCUUCGCUUCCUGAAGGUGACUCGCAGACAUCAGAUCCAUUGCAAUCUACGUUAGUGUCCACGUCGCCGAGUAUGACACUGGUCUCCGCAGACAGCGGAUCAUCCACAAAGAACAUGGAAGUCGAGGAAUUGAACGGAGCAGGAUCCCAUACAUCACCUCCUAAGAGAUAUGUUGCCUCGUUCAGGGGGCGUACAUUGCAAGGUCUGCAGGUCUAUCUACCUGAAGGUUAUUCUGGACUGGUGCUACAGGCAUCGGGCGGUGGAGAUGAGAAGCCAAGCCUGAUGACAGGACCCAGGGGCGGAGAUGCACCGGUCAGCAGACGCACUACACGACGCUCAGGGAAGACAAUCAGCCCCGAGGCACAAGGUUCUGUCGUCGAAAAAGACGGAUGUUGUACUGUCGGGACCGAGGAGACGGAAGUGGCAGAUGACUCGGAGGGCCAGAUCCGGGUGUUGCAACCAAUUUCAACCUUCUCAUCAUUCGUGCUGUGGAAUCCGGACACUUGUGUGGACGAGGGAAAGGACGAAUACCUGCGAGCGUUAACAGAAUGGACUCAACUGGCAGCUGAGUACUUGCCCUCGCCCCGCUCGCCUCUCCCGGAUUCGAGAACCAAGACUCGUCGUUCCUUACCGUCGCCACUCUUUUUCUCCCGUCUCCAAACGCAGUCUGAAAUCUCGUCCCGUGCAUUGCUCGUCCAUAAGCAACCGUACAGUCCCAAGAUGGUCUCACUCGUUUACCUCGCCGCACUUAUUGUCCCAUUUGCUCUUGUACAUGCGGACCCUACCCCUACCACACCUAGCCCCGGCGCCGUCUAUGACGAGGGCGCCGCUUGUGAAGUCGGCUGGGACGCGGAUCCCCAAGGCAUUUGGACCGUCAUGAACAUCGAGCUCAUGACUGGCUCCAACACCGACAUGCAGUAUUUAACAACCGUGGGCACUGUCGAUGGAACCAACGCGGCGAAUAAUACCUAUAGUUAUCCUUGCCCUAACGUGGACCCCAACUCGCAAAUUUAUUUUUACCAAUUCACAUCUCCGUAUUCCUCGUCGGUAUACUGGACAGGACGUUUCGCCAUUGCCUCCCCUAGCGGCCAGACCACACCACCGACCGAAAGCACGGUAUCCAAUGGACAGACCAUUUACUGGGGCACCGGAACCAUUGUCGGCCAGAGUGGUUCGGCCACUCCCCCCGCAUACGGUGGAAGCACUACGGGAGCGUCGAACUACUCCACCCCCUCGGCUCCCCCUGUUACAUCCGCUAAUUUGACCACUUUCUCGGUCGGCGUCAACAGCACUACGAUUUCCACCUCGGUCACGGCCAACGAAACGUCAUCUUCUGCUACCACGACAGCCUCUUCCACUCCCUCGAGUACGACCAGUGCUCUCACCACCACCACCACGAGUUCCGCCGCUCCUGGGAAUACCGCUGCCACCACAAGCGCGGGAGGCGCCGCCGCGAAUGCCGCACCAGGGGCAUUGAAGGUUGACAACCAUGUCGUCCGUGCUGCGGUUGGCCUUGCUGUCGCUGCGCUCACCUUCACUGCCGCGCUCUAA